Messenger RNA from Linum trigynum, 2812 nucleotides. NCBI's taxonomy places the organism in Eukaryota, Viridiplantae, Streptophyta, Magnoliopsida, Malpighiales, Linaceae. The record is from the annotation of a GenBank genome assembly.
CUAGAAACCAUUCAACAGUGCCACAAAAACUACCACUAAGGACUAAUACCAACUUCAACUACCACUACUAGUAACAACAACUUCGACUACCACUAGUCCACUACCAAUAACAAUUAAUUAUUUUAAACCCACUACUGCCAGACCAAAAUUCACUGGUACACAAAUAUUAGUGCUACCACUACAACUGGAAAAAGUGAGUGGUACCCUCCUAGUAAACUACCACUACUGCUAGUACCAGUGCUACCAUUCAAUUAAACUACCACUACCAUGCUACAAUUAAAAUGAGUACAAUUGCCACCACUACCACUAAAACUGCUACCAAUAGUGUUGCCUCUGUAGUGAUAGCAACGCUACCAAUUCAAAGUACCACUCGAUUAUACAAAAACCAAAUCAAACAAGCCACACAAGAAAGAAAGGAUUGCAUGAUUAUACCUCGCCUGUGAUGGUUUGCACGACAGCAAGAAGGGACGAUGGCGGUGACGGUUGCUGGGUUUUUUGGGAGACGAUGGAGGGGGAAAUGAUUUUAGGGCAGACAAACACCAAGACUUUGCACUCAACACGAGACCGGGUGAGACGAUGGCAGGAAACGCCGAGAAAAUUGAUCGGAGAUGGUGGAAGGGAAGGUUUUUGGGAGAAGACGGAGGAAAAUGGUUUGGGGGAGACGAAUCGUUCUGCGGGGAGGGUGGCUGAUUUCUCUCCCCCACCAAAUUCUUUCCCUUUUCAAAACCCGGCUGACGUCAACAAUUAGUGGGCAGACGAAUCCAGUGUGGGCACUAUCUUUUUUUCCUUGGCCAUCAUCAACCGUCACAUGGUGAGGAAGAGGGAUGGACGGCUACUAAAGGGGAAGCGAAAUUGACAACCCCAAGGGGGUUGUCACGGUAUCUAGUCCCGGCAUUAUGGCAAUCAAAUUUUUUAUACCAAAUUAACGCUGUUCAAGAAUCAGAGCGGCGUGCGGGUCCACAUUUCCAUUCCCGUCCAGGUUCCAAAUUUCGUCACCUCACGACUCCAAAACCCUAAUAAACCCCCGAACAAACAGAACUCAGAAAGCAUCCGCGAAAAGGAAACGGAGCGGAAAAUAACAAUAAAAAAAAAAAAGAUUGCCCGACAGAGAAGGAGGAGGAGCAGGAGAGGGAUAAUAAAAAGUUGAAAAAGUUUUGAAAAAACAAACAGCGAAAGCAAAAUAUUUUUUCUGGAUUUUGCGAAUUUCCGUCCGUCGUCAGUUCGUCCCCGCUCCCCCGAACUCCGACCAUCAAUGUCCCGGGAGUCGCCGUCGCACUGUCACCCUCGCGCCACUUCUACUAUUGCUCAGAUGGCGGCGGCGACCAAAAAAGGGACAACAGUCUUGGGAGAAGGCGUCGUCUUCGGAGACGUUGGCGCCAUGACCGUGUUGCUCCCCAAGGACCUUGAGCUUGUUGAGAAAUUCGACGACACCCUUUCAGCACUUCCUUCUCCCUCUCCUCCACCUCCUUCGUCUCUUUCGCUUCCUCGUUUCGAGUUCCCCGUUCGGCUCCCCAACAUCGGCCUUGCAAUCCGAGAUAUCACGAAGACUAGAGGAGUUGGGGAGUUCCUUAGUGGUGCAUUAGCCGGGGCUAUGUCUAAAGCUGUACUUGCUCCUUUGGAGACCAUCAGAACAAGGAUGGUUGUCGGUGUUGGAUCUAAAAACAUUCCUGGAAGUUUCAUUGAAGUUGUUGAACAACAAGGCUGGCAAGGGCUGUGGGCUGGCAAUGCUAUCAAUAUGCUUCGUAUUGUCCCCACACAGGCAAUCGAGCUUGGUACAUUUGAGUGUGUCAAGCGGACAAUAACUUCAGCACAAGAGAAAAGUAAACAGUCUGAAUGUCCAAGAGUGAAAAUCGGUCCCAUCAGUUUGAACUUUUCUCUUAACUUCAUUCACCCUGUUGCUGCUGCUGGUGCUGUUGCUGGCAUUGCUGGCACUCUUGUAUGCCAUCCUCUUGAGGUUUUGAAGGAUCGACUGACUGUAAGCCCUGACUUAUACCCUAGCUUAACCGUAGCGAUUGGUAGAAUUUACAAGGAUGGAGGCAUUGGUGCCUUUUAUGCUGGCCUUAAACCUACACUGAUUGGCAUGCUUCCAUAUAGUACAUGCUACUAUUUCAUGUACGAUACCGUGAAGAGAUCAUAUUGCAAGUCAAAGAAUAAAAAGUCGUUAAGUCGUCCAGAGAUGCUCGCCAUUGGAGCUCUUGCAGGGUUGACGGCUAGCACCAUCAGCUUUCCAUUGGAGGUCGCCAGGAAACGGCUGAUGGUGGGAGCUUUGAACGGUAAAUGCCCACCGCACAUGGCAGCAGCGCUCUCGGAAGUACUCCGGGAGGAGGGGCUAUUGGGACUAUACAGAGGCUGGGGUGCAAGUUGUUUGAAAGUCAUGCCCAACUCUGGCAUCACUUGGGUGUUUUACGAAGCUUGGAAAGAUAUACUCCUUGGCGAAAAGCAGGUUGCUUGACAUCCUACAGGUGAAGCUCCCCGCCUAAUUUUAUCCCCUUCUGAAAUGUAGAAGGUGGUGGCGGCGGCUCAGCAUUUUGCAGUGCUGCCAUUUAUGUCAGAGAUCCAGAGUGAGAGUCUUCUGGGGCGUAUAAGAAGGCUCUGGGCAAUAAUUUGAUUCCUUGCCCAUUUUACAUCUUUCUGACCAUUGUAAUCUGUAGGCGAGGCCUUGAGGCUUCAAAAUUUUGGUGCCAAUCAUCUUUUUUCAUGUACCAUCCCCACACUUGUCUUUAUAUAAUCAGUCUACCAUCCCGAUUUUGCUCCUAGUUCAUACUUGUAUUUUUCAGAUGGCACGAGAGCUACUCGUCUGAAAACGCACAUA